GGUUUCUCCGCGUGAUGACAUUGUUUUGUGUUUAUUUUUGGUGAGUACAGCUCACCGUUAAUGUGUAUUGAUUUCGUUGCUGUGUGAAGUUUCAAAUAUCACCCAAGGUGGAUGUGACGCUCUGCUUAUUCAGUUGACGGAUCAUUCAGAUACAGUGGCUUGUUAUUCGCUGUUGCGAUUUUCACUACGUUGUUGUGCGGUUAAAAUAAAACAAUAACAAAAAGACAACUGUGAGAUAAUAUUUCUUUAAAAAAAAGUGUAUAUAUGGGACAUGUUGAACAUUGUGUGAUGAAAUGUGAAGGUGCAACGUUGCGCCCGGUGCGCACGCAGUAUGGAAAGACCGUCACCAGAGAAGGAUUACUGUAUUUCACUGACGGAUGCUUUAGCCGAGUUUCAAAUCGCCGGACAGGACAUUGAACAGGGGAACCAAAAUCUUGACCAGGCUGCUAGUCACUCUGGCACUACAACUAGCCUAGGAGCAGAGUCUAUAAAUCAAGGUGCGUAUUCGAAUAUCCUUCAACCAAAGUCUUCGAGUGAGGAUAUUUCUGUGAAGGAUUUACCUACCAGCGCAGAUUUUUCGGAUUUACCCGAUUCCUUUUUUAAACCCGGUACCAGCCGAGUCGAUACUCAUCGUCGGUAUCGCGGCGACCGACUAUCGGGUUUUCCCGAAGAUACCUUACAUCGGCAGACCGGUGACGCAAGCAAAAAGUUAGAUGACACCUUGGGUUUAGAUCUCGCGAGUCUUCACCCAAUAAAACACGGCGUGGACAGUUUUAAUCCAGUCCAAGUUAAAGUCGAAGACACAGAUUGGUCAAGGUUGCGCGGCCUAGACCUUGGCGGACCUUUGGAUUUAUCUGGGUUGAGUGACGUGUCCGAUGACGACACAUCCGGUUUCGGUUUAGGUGAUUUAAAGUUCGGGAAAGACAUUCAUGCCGAGUCAUCAAUGGCGUACUGCACAGACCGCCGACCUAGCUUUGGCGAAAGGUCAUUCUCAGACCCUUUUGGUCGAAUGUCCGACCUCGCGGAUAUCCAACCUAUGGAGAUAAGCGAAGAGUUACAAUUGGAACUGAGCAGACUGCACGGAAUUCCAUCUUCCGCCCCCCGGAAGGACCUUCUACCGCUGAGCAUCAGCGACGCCAAUGUGAUACGCGCCUCGGACAUGUCGAGAAAAGCUAAGCCCACGGGCCAGCCCAUGUUCUACCCGGUGACACCCUCGGCCUAUCGCCUCCAGAAAAAAACCCGCUCCAGAAUCCGAAGCCUAGGGCUGGAAAGCUCCCCCGGGCGAAGAUCCCAGGACCGUCGGAUUAAAAAUAUCGCCGCGUCAUCCGCUGUGGAAGCGUCCCAUGGGCGGUCACCGCGUCUUGAAAAUCCUGUAGACGUUGGGAUUAGUAAAAGCGGAAUUUCGAAAAAAUCACCGGAAGUGAGUGAAUUCCGGGAUGUGUAUAGUCCGGAUAAAGAGCGGUUAGCGUUUCCGGAUGUUCGUUCAGACAGCGCCGUCUCGCCCGAGAGCUCACGGGGAUCACGUGACAAGGACGAGGCGGUGGUGGAGAGCACCUCCCAUGAUGAGGACGUGGACUUUGAUUCUGAUACCUCGCCGGGAUUUGGUGCGAGUGUAAGUUUUUUUGUCAUGUCUGUACAAUCAUCUGUGUGA
Messenger RNA from Physella acuta, 1651 nucleotides. RefSeq lists its product as uncharacterized. The record is from RefSeq and is a predicted model, not a curated record. Lineage: Eukaryota; Metazoa; Mollusca; Gastropoda; Physidae.